AUGUCUGGCCAUGAUGUCGAAAAUAUCCAAGAACUUCAGUUAUUCACAAUACCACAACUGCAAGUCCAAACACCGAAUGUUAAUACCACCAUAGACAACAGCAACCCUGAACCAACCACCACUAUUGUCCGCCGCCCUCGAGGUCGUCCAAUUGGCUCUAAGAAUAAGCCUAAGACACCUAUCAUAGUAACAUAUGAAAACCCUAAUGCAUUAUGUUCUCAUGUGCUUGAGAUUAUUGAUGGAGUUGAUGUGUCAAAAAGUCUUUUUGAUUACGCUCGUCGUCAGGGAAGGGGGGUCACCAUCCUCAAUGGAAAUGGAGAGGUGGCGCGUGCCAGGCUUCGCCAACCCACAGGAAGAGUCAUAACUCUUCAAGGAAAGUUAGAGAUUCUUUCGAUAUCUGGGACAAUUUUUCCGUCACCAACACCUGAGAUUGUUGGGGGAUUGAGAGUUCGCUUAUCAGGAACAAAUGGACAGAUGAUUGAGGGUAGUGUGAUUUCUCCAUUAGUGGCUUCAGGUCCAGUGAUUUUGACAGCUACUUCAUUUGCAAACAUUAUUUCCGAAAAGAUUUCUUCGAUAGCGAAUGAUUAA
This is a messenger RNA of Vicia faba (fava bean), 588 nucleotides long. The record is from the annotation of a GenBank genome assembly. NCBI's taxonomy places the organism in Eukaryota, Viridiplantae, Streptophyta, Magnoliopsida, Fabales, Fabaceae.